Panicum virgatum (switchgrass) is the source of this 2573-nucleotide messenger RNA. RefSeq names its product probable serine/threonine-protein kinase At1g54610. The record is from RefSeq and is a predicted model, not a curated record. The coding region runs from base 187 to 2238 and encodes 683 amino acids. Gene Ontology annotation, cellular component: cyclin-dependent protein kinase holoenzyme complex; nucleus. Gene Ontology annotation, molecular function: cyclin-dependent protein serine/threonine kinase activity; ATP binding; RNA polymerase II CTD heptapeptide repeat kinase activity. NCBI's taxonomy places the organism in Eukaryota, Viridiplantae, Streptophyta, Magnoliopsida, Poales, Poaceae. Gene Ontology annotation, biological process: positive regulation of transcription elongation by RNA polymerase II; protein phosphorylation. The transcript is spliced from 4 exons.
CACGCGCGCGCGCCCAACGUCCCGGCGGUUGCAACCGCCAUGCCUGCCCGUCCACCUCCGCUCUCCCGUCUCCCGUCGUCGGCCCCGCCGCCUGCGUCAUCCUAGCUGGCCUUCUUCGUCCUCUCCUCCCGCCGCGCCGGCUCUCGCUCGUUUCCUCGACGUUUGAUUCGCCCGGCGCCGUCGGCGAUGGGCGGCCUGUGCUCCAAGGAGGGCGUCGCCGAGGCGCCGCCCGGCGCCCCCGCCCCGGCGCCGCUGCAGAAGGCGCCGAGCCAGUCGCUGAAGCAGCUCAUCACGCUCGCCGCCAAGGACGAGGACGCCGCCCCCGCCGUCAUGUCCCGGACGGCGUCCAACGCCAAGGCCACCGCGAUCGCGCCCGCGCCCGCGGAGAAGACCGCGCCCGCCGUCGUGGUCAUCACGUCCCUCAGCAAGUCGUACAGCACCGCGGGGGCGCCCACGCACCACCGCCGCGCCACGGCGGACUACGCCGACGGCGGCGCGCCCCAGGUGAUCUCCAGCGUCCCGCAGGGGUUCUCCGGCGAGCACGUCAUCGCCGGGUGGCCCUCCUGGCUCACCUCCGUCGCCGGCGAGGUCGUCCACGGCUGGCUGCCCCGCCGCGCCGACACGUUCGAGCGACUGGACAAGAUCGGGCAGGGCACUUACAGCAACGUGUACAAGGCGCGGGACCUGCAGAGCGGCAAGAUCGUGGCGCUGAAGCGGGUGCGCUUCGUCAACAUGGACCCGGAGAGCGUGCGGUUCAUGGCGCGGGAGAUCCACAUCCUCCGGCGGCUGGACCACCCCAACGUGAUCAGGCUGGAGGGCAUCGUCACCUCCCGCCUCUCCCACAGCCUCUACCUCGUCUUCGAGUACAUGGAGCACGACCUCGCCGGCCUCGCCGCGCUCUCCGGGCAGCGCUUCACGGAGCCGCAGGUCAAGUGCUUCAUGGCCCAGCUCCUCGAGGGCCUGCGCCACUGCCACGCCCGCGGCGUCCUCCACCGGGACAUCAAGGGCUCCAACCUGCUCAUCGACGCCGGCGGCGUGCUCCGGAUCGCCGACUUCGGGCUCGCCACCACCUUCGACCCCGCCAGGACGCAGCCCAUGACCAGCCGCGUCGUCACGCUCUGGUACCGCCCGCCGGAGCUCCUGCUCGGCGCCACCGAGUACGGCGUCGCCGUCGACCUCUGGAGCGCCGGCUGCAUCCUCGCCGAGCUGCUCGCCGGCAAGCCCAUCAUGCCCGGCCAGACGGAGAUCGAGCAGCUGCACAAGAUCUUCAAGCUCUGCGGCUCGCCGUCCGAGGAUUACUGGGCCAAGGCCAAGCUGCCCGACGUGACGCUCUUCAAGCCGCAGCGCCCGUACCGGCGCAAGAUCGCCGAGACGUUCAGAGACUUUCCCCCCACGGCGCUGGACCUCCUCGACACGCUGCUCGCCAUCGAGCCGUCGGCCCGGGGCACGGCGGCCUCGGCUCUCGACAGCGACUUCUUCCGGACCAAGCCGCUGGCGUGUGACCCGGCGAGCCUGCCCAAGUUCCCGCCCUGCAAGGAGUACGACGCCAAGCUCCGGGGCCAGGAGGCCAGCAGGCAAAACGCCGCGGCGGCCAUCGGAGGCAAGGGCUCCGUCUCCGUCAAGCCCGGGAGAGACGACGCCAAGGCCGCGCCAGCCCAGGACGCCAUUGCAGACUACCAGAGGCGGCAUGCGCGCGCCAACCAGAAGAGCAUGAGCCACCACUACAGCUCGCAGGAGGACAGCGUACCGGGCUUCCGGAUCGAGCCGCCGCCGGCGGUGGCCUCCGGGCGCGGGCAGCCGGCAGCGAUGCAGACCGCCGGGUUCGGGUCGACGUGGUACAGGAACGACCAGCGCGGGGUCCCGCGGACGUCCAGCUCCGUCGUCAGGGCGUCGACGCUCACCUCGCAGUCGCAGCGCUCCUACGCGCCGUCCCGGGGCACGGACCUGCACCCGAGCUCGUCGGCCUCCAGGAACGCCAACCCCAGGUACAACCGGCUGGACGUUGCCGAGCCGGCCAGCGCCGUCGGCCGGCCGGGCUCCUCCCACCACAAGGACCUCGGCGUGAGGGACACAUCGGCCGGAUUCGGAGGGAAGAACAGGAGGAUCCACUACUCGGGCCCCCUGGUGCCGCCCGGCGGGAACAUGGAGGACAUGCUCAAGGAGCACGAGAGGCAGAUCCAGCAGGCGGUCCGCAAGGCGCGGGUCGAGAAGGAGAAGACCAACUGGCACCAUUACUGAGGGGGAAACAAACAUGCAUCAAGUUGGUAGCCAUACACGGCGAAUCCCAUGGUCUCAGACCAGAGCAUUCGUGUGCGUCUCUCCACGGAGCAGAUGGAGGUGAGAUCAUUGAUGGAUGGAGGGUAGAUCAACACACGAAUGAGCCGCCUCGCAGCGCUCGGGGCGGCUAGGAGUCGGGGCUUUUCUUGAUCCAUGUGUAUAAUAGGAGUGGUUGAGAGGCAUGGAGAGCCUGACAGGGAGAAGGAAGAGAGACACAUGUAUGCACGAGGCAGAUUGUGAAGACAACCAAAAGGAAAAUGUGUGUGCAUCCGAUCCACCUGUUGCAAUUAGAGACG